Messenger RNA from Acomys russatus (golden spiny mouse), 649 nucleotides. It is a transcript of the gene Lbx2, whose product is annotated as ladybird homeobox 2. The transcript has 2 exons. Gene Ontology annotation, molecular function: DNA binding. The record is from RefSeq and is a predicted model, not a curated record. Bases 1 to 585 code for a protein of 194 amino acids. Lineage: Eukaryota; Metazoa; Chordata; Mammalia; Rodentia; Muridae.
AUGAACUCUGGACGCCAGCGCAGGACACCCUUUAGCAUCGCAGACAUCCUAGGCCGGAGCAUGGUCCCCAGAGCACCUUCGGCGCCACAGCUUCCAGAAGCCGGCCCUGAUCCUGAGUCGCCACUGUGCGCACUGGAGGAGCUGGCUAGUAAAACUUUCCUGGGCCAUGACCUGGGUGCUCUACAGGCAUCUGAAGGCAGAGCCGCCCCGGAGGCGCCACCAGGUCCUGGCUCUGGUGUCCGGAGACGCCGCAAGUCGCGUACAGCUUUCACUGCACAGCAGGUGCUGGAGCUGGAACGGCGAUUUGUCUUCCAGAAGUACUUGGCACCGUCAGAGCGCGACGGACUGGCUGCGCGACUGGGCCUGGCCAAUGCGCAAGUGGUCACUUGGUUCCAGAACCGCCGUGCCAAGCUCAAGCGAGAUGUGGAGGAGAUGCGAGCAGACGUGGCCUCUCUAUGCACGUUGUCCCCCGGAGUCCUGUGCCACCUAGCAUUGCCAGAUAACGCUUCAAGCCCGGACCAUGGCCCUUUAGGGCCCGAUUCUGAGCCCCUCUUAUCAGAUGAAGAGAUACAGGUGGACGAUUGAAAGCAAAGCCGCUGCCGGGCCUGGAUUCUAGGGCCCUGCACGCCUUGCCUCUGCUAGGGGCCUU